Molecule: messenger RNA, 381 nt
Organism: Rotaria socialis
Lineage: Eukaryota; Metazoa; Rotifera; Eurotatoria; Philodinida; Philodinidae
Source: the annotation of a GenBank genome assembly
AUGGCUCAAUUGCAAGUAACUGUGGUUGAAGCAAAAAAUUUAACACAAAAAGAUACACUUAGUGAAAACGACGCGUUUAUUCAAAUUUACCUUGAUGAAAAAAGUUCAAAACAAAAAACAAAAGUAAAACAAGAUUCAAAUAAUCCAAUUUGGAAUGAAUCAUUUGUUUUUAAUCAUUUACAUGGACAAAAUACCCUUCAUCUUGAUAUUUACGAUGAAGACGCAAUAAAAGAUGAGAAAAUAGGUUCAGUUAUUAUUGAUUUACAUCAUUUAUAUGAUAAAGGUCAUAUUGAUAAUUGGUUUGAUAUUGAAGAGAAACAUGGAAAAAAAUCUCAUGGGCAAAUUCAUCUUAUUCUUCAUUACGAAAAACUUAAAAUUUAA